Messenger RNA from Puma concolor (puma), 1263 nucleotides. It is a transcript of the gene PELI2, whose product is annotated as pellino E3 ubiquitin protein ligase family member 2. Gene Ontology annotation, molecular function: ubiquitin protein ligase activity; protein binding. Lineage: Eukaryota; Metazoa; Chordata; Mammalia; Carnivora; Felidae. The record is from RefSeq and is a predicted model, not a curated record. Gene Ontology annotation, biological process: protein polyubiquitination; regulation of Toll signaling pathway.
AUGUUUUCCCCCGGCCAGGAGGAGCACUGCGCCCCCAAUAAGGAGCCUGUGAAAUAUGGGGAGCUGGUAGUACUAGGGUACAAUGGUGCUUUACCUAAUGGAGACCGCGGCCGGAGGAAAAGCAGAUUUGCUCUCUAUAAGCGGCCAAAGGCUAAUGGAGUCAAACCCAGCACGGUCCAUGUGAUAUCCACGCCACAAGCGUCCAAGGCUAUCAGCUGCAAAGGUCAACACAGUAUAUCGUAUACUCUGUCAAGGAAUCAGACUGUGGUGGUGGAAUACACACAUGAUAAAGAUACGGAUAUGUUUCAGGUGGGCAGAUCAACAGAAAGCCCUAUCGACUUCGUUGUUACAGACACAAUUUCGGGCAGUCAGAACAAUGAUGAGGCCCAGAUUACACAAAGCACCAUAUCCAGGUUUGCCUGCAGGAUCGUCUGCGACAGGAGCGAACCUUACACAGCACGGAUAUUCGCAGCCGGAUUCGACUCUUCCAAAAACAUAUUUCUUGGAGAAAAGGCAGCAAAAUGGAAAAACCCCGAUGGCCACAUGGACGGGCUCACUACAAAUGGCGUCCUGGUGAUGCAUCCACGAGGGGGCUUCACUGAGGAGUCCCAGCCUGGGGUCUGGCGUGAGAUCUCUGUAUGUGGAGACGUGUACACCUUGCGAGAAACCAGGUCGGCCCAGCAGAGGGGAAAGCUGGUGGAGAGUGAGACCAAUGUCCUGCAGGACGGCUCCCUCAUUGACCUGUGCGGGGCCACCCUUCUCUGGAGAACAGCAGACGGCCUUUUCCAUACUCCAACGCAGAAACACAUCGAGGCGCUCCGGCAGGAGAUUAAUGCCGCCCGGCCGCAGUGUCCCGUGGGGCUCAACACCUUGGCCUUCCCCAGCAUCAACAGGAAGGAGGUGGUGGAGGAGAAGCAGCCCUGGGCAUACCUCAGCUGCGGCCACGUGCACGGGUACCACAACUGGGGCCACCGGAGCGACACAGAGGCCAAUGAGAGAGAGUGUCCCAUGUGCAGGACUGUGGGCCCCUACGUGCCUCUCUGGCUCGGCUGCGAGGCAGGGUUUUAUGUAGACGCAGGACCACCAACUCAUGCUUUCACCCCUUGUGGACACGUGUGCUCAGAAAAGUCUGCGAAAUACUGGUCUCAGAUUCCGUUGCCUCAUGGAACUCACGCAUUUCACGCUGCCUGCCCUUUCUGUGCUACCCAGCUGGUUGGGGAACAGAACUGCAUCAAAUUAAUUUUCCAAGGUCCAGUUGACUGA